GGGUGUGAGAUGUAGCUAUCCAGCAAACACAGUUACGUUGUGACAACCUAUUGUUUUGGUGGUCACACCGUUGUCACAGUGUCGAAAUCUAAUUCGUCAGGAAGCUGGAAUGUAGUGGCACCGUUGUCAGUGCAGAUGCCCAGCUCACUCUCAUAUGUAUUCUGCACACACCUAUAUUCCAGGUGCUGGCCAUGCUUGUGGGAGAAAAACGGACUAUGCCUUUGAGAUGGCCUGCUCUAAUAUCAGAUAUGGAGAGGGGGUCACCAAAGAAAUUGGCAUGGACCUGCAGAAUUUGGGUGCACGUAAUGUGUGUCUGAUGACUGACAGGAACUUGUCCAGGUUGCCACCAGUAACAGCAGUGCUAGACUCACUGGCCAAACAUGGAAUGAAGUAUGAAUGCUAUGACAAUGUGAGGGUGGAACCUACAGACAGCAGUUUUAAGGCAGCUAUUGAUUUUGCGAAGAAAAGAGAUUUCGAUGCCUAUAUAGCUGUGGGCGGUGGCUCUGUGAUUGACACCUGUAAAGCAGCAAAUCUCUAUGCAUGUCACCCGGAGGCUGAGUUUCUGGAUUUUGUCAAUGCACCAAUUGGGAAAGGAAAGCCAAUUACAGGAUCACUGAAGCCUCUUAUUGCUGUUCCCACUACGGCAGGCACAGGAAGUGAAACUACAGGUGUGGCCAUCUUUGACUUUGAAGACUUGAAGGCUAAAACAGGCAUAGCGAAUCGGUCACUACGGCCUACUCUGGGUAUGAUAGAUCCACUUCACACACUGCACAUGCCAGCCCAAGUGGCUGCCAACAGUGGCUUCGAUGUGCUCUGCCAUGCGCUGGAAUCCUACACUGCGCUUCCAUAUAACAUGAGAAGUCCGUGCCCUGACAAUCCUAUCAGCCGCCCUGCCUACCAGGGCAGCAAUCCAGUCAGCGAUGUCUGGGCAAGGCAUGCCCUCCACAUGGUUGCCAAGUACUUAAAACGAGCGGUGCGGGACCCCGGUGAUGUGGAAGCACGCUCCAGCAUGCACCUGGCAAGUGUUUUUGCUGGAAUUGGUUUUGGCAAUGCAGGAGUUCAUUUAUGUCAUGGAAUGUCGUACCCUAUUGCUGGUAAUGUCAAGAACCAUAAAGCUAAAGGCUACAGUGUGGACCAUCCCUUAGUACCACAUGGUCUCUCUGUGGUUCUCACCUCUCCUGCUGUCUUUGCCUUCACUGCCAGCAUGUGUCCAGAACGCCACCUAGAGGCAGCAGAGAUACUUGGUGCUGAUGUUAGGAAUGUGAAGAGAGAAGAUGCUGGGUGUGUGUUGGCAGACACACUGAGAAACUUCUUGUAUGACCUGGAAGUGGAAGAUGGCUUGGCUGCAAUUGGCUAUGUUAAAGAGGACAUUCCUACCCUGGUGAAAGGAACCAUCCCUCAGGAGCGGGUGACAAAACUGGCCCCCAGAUCUCACACUGAAGAAGAUCUUACUGAUCUGUUUGUUGCAUCCAUGAAACUAUACUGAACAGACAUCUACCACCUACUUUACAAGUUGUAAAUUAUACACUUUUGUCUCAGAUCUACUAUCGAGAAAUCAUGAGUAUGAUGAAAUGAAUAAUAUUUUUGUUACUUGGAAAACUAAGACAUCUGCCUUCUGUAAGCUUUUCAUAUUAUGUAAUAACUGGUCAAUUGUUUUAGGCUUCAGAAUCUACCGCACAGAAGUGUUGUGUUGUUAAUUUAACAUCGAUUCCUUUAUAGUUUUUAACUGAUUUGGCUAGGUUCAAUUAAAAAAGGUGACAUGUUGCUAGUAUUGGACAUGCUCAAAUAAUACUAUUAGUAAUGUAUUAAGUAUUGUUGCUGUGUAUUAUAUCUGUUGAUACAACCUGAGGUGUGUCGUAUGAAUGUCUGUUGUGCUAUGGGACAGAAAGCUGACUAUAACUCACUAGUCAUCUGAACAUCUUAUUAGAACAUAUGUAUAUCUCCUGUCAAGGUCAAAGCACAUCAACCAUGCAGACACAAACAGAAACUUGAUUGAUGUGCCAUACCUGUCUUUGUCAAUUAUUUUAAUAGACAUUCUAAAGAGUGAGACAAGUAAUUGUUUAAUAAUGCUAAGAUCUUAAAGUUGUGACAGAAAAGAGCUAGAAGCAGGAUUAGAGUUCAACUUAAAGACUGAAGUUAUGUUAACUGUCAGAGGCCAGUAACCACAGCAUUUUGCAGAGAGGCAUUAACUUUAUUUUGUUAUGCUGAAAAUUCAUUGCACAUGCAAACUGCAAACACUUCAGCUGUGUGGGCUCUUUAAACCACUUUAUUGGCAAACCAAGGAGGAACAAACCAAAAAAAAAAACAAUAUAUGUACAGGAUAAAGUAUAGUACAAUAUAUACUAUUAUAAUACACAACUUACA
Messenger RNA from Pygocentrus nattereri (red-bellied piranha), 2364 nucleotides. RefSeq names its product alcohol dehydrogenase iron containing 1 (gene adhfe1). The record is from RefSeq and is a predicted model, not a curated record. Gene Ontology annotation, cellular component: mitochondrion. The coding region runs from base 155 to 1486 and encodes 443 amino acids. Gene Ontology annotation, molecular function: metal ion binding; alcohol dehydrogenase (NAD+) activity. The transcript has 14 exons. Lineage: Eukaryota; Metazoa; Chordata; Actinopteri; Characiformes; Serrasalmidae.